Molecule: messenger RNA, 2161 nt
Organism: Trifolium pratense (red clover)
Lineage: Eukaryota; Viridiplantae; Streptophyta; Magnoliopsida; Fabales; Fabaceae
Product: AAA-ATPase At3g50940-like
Exons: 2
Coding region: 462-2024 (520 amino acids)
Molecular function (GO): ATP hydrolysis activity; ATP binding
Source: RefSeq, a predicted model, not a curated record
AACUUUGUGAAAGUGUGGAAUAUCCCAACUAAUAGGUCAUGUUCCCAUCUCUUUUCUCUUGCCAAUAAUAGGGUGUCAAACUGUCAAGGUUCUCCAAUCUCCAUCUCUUGCGCGGAAGCUACCAAAUGAAUGAUUGUGAAGCUUCUUCGAAUGUGCCUGCGCCGCAGAAUAAUUAGAUACCACUUCUUUAAGAGUAGUACCGCAUCUAAUUUAGAAACAGAUUUCUUACUAGUCAACGCAGCUACAACAUCAAUGUCCGAUCUCAAAUGAAUAGUCAACAUUAUUUUAGUGUUUGUAUAAUGACUAUAAUCUAUAUAAUCUAAACUGUCUGAUGUGAAAUCAGUGACCAAGAUAAAUUACAACGUAAAACCAAAUCCAGGUACAUCUAGUUUCAAAACCAAAUAGAAAACUCUACAAAUAAACGAUUCUCCAUUCACUCUUCACACACACACACACACACCAUGAGAUCCUCAAUGUUUGGUUCUUUUUCUUCCUCAUUUACAAACAUUGGUUCAUCAUCAUCAUCAUGGUUUGAGCUAUAUGCUUCCUUCUCCACUUUCAUGAUGCUUUUAAGAACCGCAAUCAAUGAUCUCAUACCUUUAAGGCUUAGAACUUUCAUCAUCUCAAAGCUACAAUCUUUCUUCACAAAUUACCAACCCAACAAUCAAGUUUCACUUCAAAUUGAUCAGUAUUGGGAUGGAACUACCAACAAUCUUUUCUAUGCAGCCAAAGAGUAUCUCCCUACUAAAAUAUCCAACACUUACAAAUCCCUCAAAGUUGGAAAAUUACCCAAACAUAACAACAUAGUUCUAGCUUUUGAUGGAAAACAAACAGUGGUAGAUGAAUUUGAAGACAUCAAGGUUAAAUGGAAGCUUGUUAAAAAUUCUAACAAUGAUGAUCUUUUUGACAAUCCUAAAAAAGAAUAUAAGCAUAAGUCAUCAAAAGAUUAUGAGGAAAAUGGGUUUGUGUUAAGUUUUGAUGAGAAGCAUAGAGAUAAAGUAAUGGAGAAGUAUCUUCCACAUGUUUUAAGAACUCAUGAAGUUAUAAAAGCAGGACAAAGAACUCUCAAGAUUCAUUCGAUGCAAUCGGGGCCAUGGAAACAGAGUGAUUUAACACACCCUGCUUCAUUUGAUUCACUUGCUUUAGAACCUGAUCUAAAGAAAGCUAUUAUUGAUGAUUUAGAUAGAUUUUUGAAAAGGAAAACAUUGUAUAAAAAAGUUGGUAAGCCAUGGAAACGUGGUUACUUAUUGUAUGGUCCACCAGGAACAGGAAAAUCUAGUCUUAUUGCUGCUAUGGCAAAGUAUUUGAAAUUUGAUGUUUAUGAUUUAGAUCUAAGUUCUGUGUAUUCUAACUCAGAACUCAUGAGAGCCAUGAGGGAGACAUCUAACCAAUCCAUUAUUGUUAUUGAAGACAUCGACUGCAACAUAGAGGUUCUUGAUCGAUCAAAACCGGACAAGUACUCAGACUCUAUCUCUGGCACUAAGGUGGUUAAGACUAAGAGCAAGCCUAGGCGGUUUACUCUAUCCGGCUUGCUUAACUAUAUGGAUGGACUGUGGUCAAGUUGCGGAGAGGAACGAAUUUUGAUAUUUACUACAAACCAUAAAGACAAAGUCGAUCCAGCGUUGUUGCGCCCAGGACGUAUGGACAUGCAUAUUCAUUUGUCAUUUCUUAAAGCCAAGGCAUUCAAAAUCUUAGCUUCUAAUUAUUUGGACAUUGAAGGAAAUCAUCAACCACUCCUUGAACAAAUUGAAGAGCUAUUGGAAAGAGUAGAGGUUACCCCUGCAGUAGUGGCAGAGCAUUUGUUGAGAAGUGAAGAUCCUAAUGUUGCUCUCGAAGAAGUUAUUAAAUUUCUUCAAGAAAUUGAUGUUUCAAGAGUUGUUAUGGAUGAAGACUAUAGUCAGCAACAAUGUUCUGAGAACCAAAUCGAACAUCGAACUAGCAAGACCUCUAAGUUAUGGUUCAACUGCUUUAAACUACUCGAAUCAAAACAAAAACGCAAUCGAAGUGCUAAAAAAACUAAAUGAUAGAUAAUAUUCAUUCACAGUUCGAGCGGCUGAAUCGUCCGUAUCAGUUUUUAAAACAUUUGUCAUCUAGUUAAAAGAUAAGCACUACUUGUAUAUGGACUUGUUGAAUGCAAAAUGUUUGAAAUUUGAAUACAAAA